CGGCGGCGGCAGUGCGCGGCCGAGGCGCCCCGAGCUCGCCCGCGCCCGCCUAGAGCCGCCCGCCGUUGCCACACGUACCGACUCGGUUGUGCGUAUACCUAGAUAUUAUUUUCCUGCUCUCAAUGACUCCACUCAAGUGAAGUUAUAUUUGGACAAUCACCUACAUUGUGUAUCUGAGAAGCGAGUAUCGACACUAUAAAAUAGUAACCCAAGUGGUGAUGUGCAAAUGAAUCGUUUUGUAUCGCUUGGACUGGGUCUGGAUACUUGUCGCUGGACAGCUGGCCGGGGCGUCGUGUGAGGUAAACAAGAGCCAGCUGGCGCGCCCGCCGCCGCCGCCGCGUCCGCGCCGACACCUCGCAUCAACAACCGACCUAGAUUAAAGCUAUCGACUGUUGAUGUUACCUCCUUCGUGUGUUGACUAGUCAUUUCCGUCUAUUAGUGGAGGCGACGCGAGUGUUACUGCGUGCUUGUUUGUAUUGAACCGCGUCAUUGGUCUUCAUUCAUCAUUGUAUCACCAGGCUCUGGCGCUGGUGUGAGUAGAUGUGACAUCAUCAAUAUUGUGGUAUGCAUGAUAGGAUGAGUGGGGCCGCAGAAAUUGUCUGAGUUUGCCUUUUCAUUCCGUCCUAUGCUCCUUAUUAAAUACCUGACAGUACCAAUUUUUUUCUUAAUUUCAGAUGCUAGGUACUGCAUGAUAGUUAGCGCACAUGCAUUGAUGAAGAGUGACAAGUGCAGUGUGAGCUGAGGACAUGAUGUGAGGUGCAACAACACCUGGAUCUUCCUUUUUUAUCAGGGGCGGCAACGGCGGCGCGCUGGAGGCGCUGCGCAGACACUCGCGGCAGAUCGCCGCCCGCCGCGCGCGCCGCGUGCAGUUCUCGGAGCGGCGCGACGACUCCGCGGACGACGACGCCGCCGGCGACAACGACAACGACUAUGGCAGCGGCGGCUCGGACAUGUCGGCGGGCGGCGGCAGCGCGGACGGGGGCGGCGACGGUGGCGGGGGCGGCGGCGGGGGCGGGGGCGCGGGGGGGGCGGCGCGGCGCGCCUCCACGUGCCGCGUGGAGCUGGGCGCGCUGCUGGCCUCCGAGCCGCGCCCCAUAGACAACAAGGUCAAGCGGCACAGCAUCCACGGCAUGACGGAGGAGGAGAACGUGGUGCGGCCGCACCAGGAGAUGGCGGUGCUGACGCUGGACGAGAAGAAGUUCCUGCUGGGCGUGGAGCGCGGUGACGUGGCGGGGUCGCGGCGCGUGCUGGCCCGCGCGCGCGCCGAGCGCCACGUCAACGUGGACUGCGUGGACCCGCUGGGCCGCUCCGCGCUGCUCAUGGCCAUCGACAACGAGAACCUGGAGAUGGUGGAGCUGCUGCUGGAGUUCGGCGUGGAGACGCGCGACGCGCUGCUGCACGCCAUCUCCGAGGAGUUCGUGGAGGCCGUGGAGGCGCUGCUGGACCACGAGGAGCGCACGCGCAAGCCCGGCGAGCCCAACAGCUGGGAGGCGCUGCCGCCGGAGACGGCGACGUUCACGGCGGACAUCACGCCGCUGACGCUGGCGGCGCACCGCGACUCGUACGAGAUCAUCAAGCUGCUGCUGGACCGCGGCGCGUCGCUGCCGGUGCCGCACGACGUGCGCUGCGGCUGCGACGAGUGCGUGCGCUCGCGCCGCGAGGACUCGCUGCGGCACUCGCGCUCGCGCAUCAACGCGUACCGCGCGCUCGCCUCGCCCUCGCUGGUGGCGCUCAGCUCCAAGGACCCCAUCCUGACGGCCUUCGAGCUGAGCUGGGAGCUGCGGCGCCUGUCCGCUCUCGAGCACGAGUUCAAGACGGAGUACCAGGAGCUGCGCGCGCAGUGCCAGGAGUUCGCCACCGCGCUGCUGGACCACACGCGCUCCUCGCACGAGCUACAGGUGCUGCUCAACCACGAGACGGGCGCGCCCGCGCCGCUGCCCGAGCCCGGCGCCCCGGAGCGCAUGCGCCUCAGCCGCCUCAAGCUCGCCAUCAAGCUGCGCCAGAAGAAGUUCGUGGCGCACCCCAACGUGCAGCAGCUGCUGGCGUCCAUCUGGUACGAGAGCGUGCCGGGGUUCCGCCGCAAGAACAUGCUGCUGCAGGCGCUGGAGAUGGUUCGCAUCGGCGCCAUGUUCCCGCUCUACUCGCUGGCGUACAUCGCGGCGCCGCACUCCGCCGCCGGCCGCACGCUGCGCCAGCCCUUCAUCAAGUUCCUGUGCCACUCCGCCAGCUACUUCAUGUUCCUGUUCCUGCUGAUCCUGGCGUCGCAGCGCAUCGAGACGGCGGCGGGCGGGCUGCUAUGGGGCGGCGCCGGCCCGCCCAGCGCGCCCGUGUCCCGCCGCGGGGCGCCACCCUCACUCGUGGAGUGGCUCAUCCUAGCCUGGGUCAGCGGUCUGAUAUGGAGUGAGGUGAAGCAGCUGUGGGACAUGGGUCUCCGGGAGUACGUUCAUGACAUGUGGAACGUGAUCGACUUCGUGACCAACUCGCUGUAUGUGGCCACCGUGGCGCUGCGCGUCGUGUCCCACUUCCAGGUGCGGCGCGAGCAGGCGCGCGGGCUGCAGUGGAACCAGCCGCGCGAGCAGUGGGACGCGUGGGACCCCAUGCUGCUCUCGGAGGGGCUGUUCUCGGCCGCCAACAUCUUCAGCUCGCUCAAGCUGGUGUACAUCUUCAGCGUGAACCCGCACCUGGGCCCGCUGCAGGUGUCGCUGAGCCGCAUGGUGCUCGACAUACUCAAGUUCUUCGUUCUCGACAUACUCGUCAUAUUUGCCUUCUCGUGCGGGCUGAACCAGCUGCUGUGGUACUACGCGGACAUGGAGAAGAAGAAGUGCACGACGGGCGCGCCGCUGGCCGCCGCCAACGGCACGCUGCCCGACCCUGACGCCUGCAUUGUGUGGAGACGCUUCGCUAACUUGUUCGAGACGAUGCAGACGCUGUUCUGGGCGGCGUUCGGGCUGGUGGACUUGGAUUCCUUCGAGCUGGACGGCAUCAAGAUCUUCACGCGCUUCUGGGGCAUGCUGAUGUUCGGCACCUACGCCGUCAUCAACGUCAUCGUGCUGCUCAACCUGCUCAUCGCCAUGAUGAACCAUUCCUACCAGCUCAUCUCGGAGCGCGCGGACGUGGAGUGGAAGUUCGCGCGCAGCAAGCUGUGGAUCAGCUACUUCGAGGAGGGGGGUACGGUGCCGCCGCCCUUCAACGUGGUGCCGUCGCCCAAGUCGCUGCUGUACGCGUGGCGCUGGCUGCAGCGCCGCCUGUGCCGCCACGCGCGCGCCAAGCGCGAGCACAUGCGCACCAUCCGGAGGAAAGCUAAGCAAGCCAACGAGAGGGAUUUCAGAUAUCAGGGCAUCAUGCGCAACCUGGUGCGGCGCUACGUGACGGUGCAGCAGCGGCGCGCGGAGUGCGGCGGCGUCACGGAGGACGACGUCAACGAGAUCAAGCAGGACGUCAGCGCCUUCCGCUGCGAGCUGGUGGAGAUCCUGCGCAACUCCGGCAUGAACACGUCCACCGCCAACGCGGGCGCGCCCGGCGGCGGCGGCGGCAAGAAGAACCGGCAGAAGGAGCGGCGCCUGAUGAAGGGCUUCAACAUCGCGCCGACGGGCACGCUGGCGCCCGUGGACGAGUUCCUGGCGUCGCUGCACCACGAGCACGCGGCGCACGGCGCGCACGCGGCGCACGGCUCGCUGUCCGCGCUGCUGGGCGGCCGCGCGCUGCGCACCAGCCAGUCCUCGCUGUCGGACGGCGGCGGGGGCGGCGGGGGCGGCGCGGCGGGGGGCAGCGCGCGCCGCAAGCCCGCGCCACACAAGCGCCGCUGGGGCACCAUCAUCGAGGCGGCGCGCGCGGCCCGCGUGUCGCGCCUCAUCGGCCGCAGCCGCUCCGAGGACUCCGUGUGCGACCACGCGCGGCAGUCGCCCAGCGGCAGCGACAGAUCAGACUCCGGGAGCGACUCCCAACGCAGCCCCGAGCGAGGGGGCUCCACCGACCGGGCGGAGCGGGGCGGGGAGCGGGGCGUGCAGCGCGGCGGCUCGGCGCGCGGCCCGGGCCCGCUGCACCCGCUGUCGGCGCUGGCCGCUCUCAAGCGCAAGCGGAAAAAGUUCUCCGACUCUCGUCGGGCGGCCGAGCGCGCGUCGGCGGCGGCGGCGGGGGCGCGCGCCGCGGCGCUGCAGCGGGCCAGCUCCGUGCCGGCGCGCUCCCCGCCGCCGCCCGCGCCCCCCGCGCCGCGCUCGCCCCCGCGCUCGCCCCCCCGCGCGCCGCAGCAGGCCGGCAGCACGGAGCCGCUGCUGGCCAGCCUGGACGACGACGCGCACAAGGCGGAGGCGUGCGGCGGCUGCGGCGCGGGGGGCGGGGGCGCGGGGGGCGCGUGCGGGCGCUGCGCGGCGCUGGCGCGGCUGGCGGGCGUGACCCCGCUGCGCGGCCCGCACGCCGCCGGCUGGCUCUAGCCGCUCCUCCGGUGGACAUCAACUGCACGCGGAGAUAGCGCCGACCAUUCCCCUACAUCCUAUUGAUUGUUAUUAAUUUAUGACUAUAAUUGCAAUUAGGUUUUUGCUACAAUUUAUUUGCUUGAGCAUUGUGGUAGAACUAAGGAGUUUUGUAAGUACCUACUGUUAUAUUUACAUAUUUGUGCCGCCACGUCACUGAGUGCUACCUGCACGAGCAAGGGGGAAAAUUUCGCUCACUCGGCUCACGACAUCCUCUGGAAAGGAGAAUGGCCAAAUUUGUAUAGCAUCAUGAGUAAUCAUGACCCAGAGCGGCCAUUGAUGAAACAUUUAUACUGAUGUGCAGUCCUUGACUACAGUAUACAAACAAUAUAUACGAGACAUGGGAGAUCGAUGUCAGAAUCAAGUCUUUCUACUUUCUCGAGCUUAGCAUCGUUUUAUAAGUGUUCCCGUGCGAAUUCCGGGAUAAGAAGUAUUUAAUUAUGUUACUUCAGGAUAACGGAAACUUUGAAUAGCAUGAAAUAAAUUUUAAAACGAAUGCUUUAGAAAAAAAAACUCAGUGU
Plutella xylostella (diamondback moth) is the source of this 4990-nucleotide messenger RNA. RefSeq names its product Transient receptor potential cation channel gamma. Gene Ontology annotation, biological process: regulation of cytosolic calcium ion concentration; calcium ion transmembrane transport. NCBI's taxonomy places the organism in Eukaryota, Metazoa, Arthropoda, Insecta, Lepidoptera, Plutellidae. The record is from RefSeq and is a predicted model, not a curated record. Gene Ontology annotation, molecular function: inositol 1,4,5 trisphosphate binding; store-operated calcium channel activity; protein binding. Gene Ontology annotation, cellular component: cation channel complex; plasma membrane.